CCUAAUUCGUUACAACAUUACCAGAUUUAUUUUAAAGGGGAAUUCCAAUGUAAAACCUCUAAAUUUUAAUUUUAAAGUGAUUUUCUGUAAAUAUAUAUUUUUUGAAUAUUUCCCGAAUCAAAUCAUGAGACCUGAAUACUACUUUUUCUCAAAAAAUCAUCUCUUCUUUGUAAUAAUCAACUUGGGAGUUAUACAAAUUGCUUAUUCACAAAAAGACUUGGAAAUUUUCCGCUUUCAAAUUGCUCAGUGUUCAACAAUGACAACAUCACUAGGUGCAAACCUAAGCUACUGUUUAUUUUGCGUUCAAAAUUAUAAAGAAGAAUGUAAUAAUUUAUGCGCCUCCCAAGAAAAGGAUCAAGAAAUUUGUAGUCGAAUAUGUUGGCGUUUUGCUAAGUACGGAACUUUUUCAUGUAAAAACAAUGUUGGCUAGCAUUUAGUCAAGUUUAUAAUCUCCAAGAAGUGAAAUAUAUAAUUAUUCAGAGAUAUAUGACUGAUUUAAACAAAUAAAAAAUUUUAAAAAUUUAAAAUUGCUGUAAAGUGAUCACUCAGUUGUUCAAUAAGAUAAUUUUC
Molecule: messenger RNA, 570 nt
Organism: Schistosoma intercalatum
Lineage: Eukaryota; Metazoa; Platyhelminthes; Trematoda; Strigeidida; Schistosomatidae
Source: the annotation of a GenBank genome assembly